UCCAGGGAAAUGUCUCUGCUGCUUAUUUAGAGAGAUUGGGGGCAAGAGAAUGGAAAAAUGAGGAGGGAAAAUAACUCUGCUUAAAAGAACAAAUUGAUAGAUGAACAACAAAGAGCAAAAAGAAACAAAUGGCUUUGAUAUUGAGGAAGGUUUGAUACUGAGGUUGGCGUAGGAAUGCAAUUGGCAGUAUGAUCUCAUUGAGGGAUUAAGCAAAUCCAAGUCCAUACCAGGCACCAGGCUGAAUGCUUUAAGGUGCAUUUUCUCAUUUAGUCCUUACAAGUACCCUGUGAGGUUUGGAUUAUUAUUAAACUUGCUUUAUAGAUGAGGAGACUAAGACUUAAGAGAACUUCAGUAGAUAACCAGAGGCCCCAUGACUCAAAAAUGGCAGUGCUAGACUUAAUCAGGUCUGACUCUAAAAGUUGUAGCCUUCACCACUCUGUAUCAUGCGUGAGACAUAUGCUCACCCAUUGUUUGUUAAAUUAAUGAACAGGCACAUCAAUAAAAAAUUUUUUUAAGAUUUGGGGGAACCUUUUCACAAGAUGGCGCCGAAAGCGAAGAAGGAAGCUCCUGCCCCCGCUCAAACCGAAGCCAAAGCGAAGGCUUUAAAGGCCAAGAAGGCAGUGUUGAAAGGUGUCCACAGCCACAAAAAAAAGACGAUCCGCAUGUCACCCACCUUCCGGCGGCCCAAGACACUGCAACUCCGGAGGCAACCCAAAUAUCCUCAGAAGAGCGCCCCCAGGAGAAACAAACUGGACCACCAUGCUAUCAUCAAGUUUCCGCUGACCACUGAGUCUGCCCUGAGGAAGAUAGAAGACAACAACAGGCCGGGCGCGAUAGAAGACAACAACACACUUGUGUUCGUUGUGGAUGUUAAAGCCAACAAGCACCAGAUCAAACAGGCUGUGAAGAAGCUCUAUGACAUUGAUGUGGCCAAGGUCAACACCCUGAUUCGGCCUGAUGGAGAGAAGAAGGCAUAUGUUCGGCUGGCUCCUGAUUACGAUGCUUUGGAUGUUGCCAACAAAAUUGGGAUUAUCUAAAUGGA
This is a messenger RNA of Saimiri boliviensis boliviensis (Bolivian squirrel monkey), 1042 nucleotides long. The record is from RefSeq and is a predicted model, not a curated record. NCBI's taxonomy places the organism in Eukaryota, Metazoa, Chordata, Mammalia, Primates, Cebidae.